AUGGCUUCCGGCUACGAUAGAGCAUUGUCUGUCUUCAGUCCCGAUGGACACGUCUUCCAGGUCGAAUAUGCCGGUGAGGCCGUCAAGCGAGGAACGUGUGCGGUCGGCGUCAAGGGCACCGAUGUUGUCGUUCUCGGAUGCGAAAAGCGAUCAGCCAUGAAGCUGCAAGACACCCGAAUCACCCCGUCCAAGAUCCAGCUCCUCGACACCCACGUCUGCCUGGCCUUCGCUGGCUUGAACGCCGAUGCCCGCAUCCUUGUCGACAAGGCGCGGUUAGAGGCUCAGUCCCACAGACUCACUGUCGAAGACCCCGCCUCGAUCGAGUACAUGACCAAGUACGUCGCUGGUGUCCAGCAACGGUACACGCAGAGCGGUGGUGUCCGGCCAUUCGGCAUCAGCACCUUGAUUGUCGGCUUCGACAGCGGCAGCAAGGUUCCCCGCCUUUACCAGACUGAGCCUUCUGGCAUCUACUCGGCAUGGAAAGCCAACGCCAUUGGCCGUUCAAGCAAGACAGUUCGCGAAUUCCUCGAGCGCAACUACAAGGAGGACAUGGACAGGGAGGCUACCAUCCGCCUGGCUAUCAAGUCUCUCCUCGAAGUUGUCCAGACUGGAGCCAAGAACAUCGAGAUUGCUCUGAUGGCUCCGGGAAAGACAAUCGAGAUGCUCCCGGUAGAGGAGAUUGAGAACUACGUCAAGAACAUCGAGCAGGAGAAGCAAGAGGAGGCGGCCAAGAAGAAGACGGGCCGGACGCCAGGAACCGGAAGCGCGGCCAUCCUGACGAGAGGCUCCGGUGACGGUGACGAGUAA
Molecule: messenger RNA, 807 nt
Organism: Colletotrichum aenigma
Lineage: Eukaryota; Fungi; Ascomycota; Sordariomycetes; Glomerellales; Glomerellaceae
Gene: PRE6
Product: Proteasome subunit alpha type-4
Exons: 5
Coding region: 1-807 (268 amino acids)
Biological process (GO): ubiquitin-dependent protein catabolic process
Cellular component (GO): proteasome core complex, alpha-subunit complex; nucleus; proteasome core complex
Source: RefSeq, a predicted model, not a curated record